Messenger RNA from Clupea harengus (Atlantic herring), 2026 nucleotides. RefSeq names its product growth factor independent 1A transcription repressor a (gene gfi1aa). The transcript is spliced from 5 exons. The record is from RefSeq and is a predicted model, not a curated record. Bases 1173 to 1862 code for a protein of 229 amino acids. Gene Ontology annotation, biological process: regulation of transcription by RNA polymerase II. Gene Ontology annotation, molecular function: DNA-binding transcription factor activity, RNA polymerase II-specific; RNA polymerase II cis-regulatory region sequence-specific DNA binding. NCBI's taxonomy places the organism in Eukaryota, Metazoa, Chordata, Actinopteri, Clupeiformes, Clupeidae.
GUUUAAUGACCAUCUAAAGUGCUAAAAACUGAAUUGUUGAUUUCAAAAUCUCUUCAGCAGCGAUGUGAAACUGACACAUGUGCUACUUAUCUCUGAACAGCUGAUGCCACAAAAAAAUUCCCACAUUACAUUAACAGUCUCGAUGCAAUCGGUGCCGCUUGUUCGUUAAAGUUUUGGUAUCAGGCAGGUGCUAAUCUUUAUAUCACUUUUUAGUUCGUUUGAUUGACUAAAUAUGUUAUUUCAACUUUUAACCAAAAUGUUAAUUGUUUUUGGACAUUCAGUGAUGAAGGCCGAGAUAUGGGGCCAAUGUAGGCUAUUAUUUACAACAGUAUAGAAAUAGCCCUGGUUGUAGGCAAAGAAAUGCUCAAGACUGGAAGAUUAUUUCGUUUGUAUUUUCGUUUGAACUGAUGGCAUCUUAACUUAACGUCAUAGCCUACUAUCUGCGGAUGGCCUCUGUUUGAACAUGUUUGACUUUUGACUCUCUUUGACUUUUGACAUGCAGUUUGCCUAUACAGUGCAUCAUUUCAGUCUUUCGCUACUGUUUUGCUUUUUCCAGAUGUUUGCCUCGUUGCUGAGUCGACAGUGAUCUGCAUCUAUCUUGAAAAACACAUACAUGUACUAUGCCGAGAUCCUUCUUGGUGAAGUGUAAACGGGCCCACAGCCACCACCGAUCUCGGAAUGCGGAGCAGGACCGCCAUGCCUUAUUAUCUGGUUUUCGCGCAGGUUCAAUAAAUAUCGAAGAACGGCAUAUGACGGAAGAAUAUAUGGAAACUCAUCCCAGGCCCCACACAGCUCAUUACUCCGAGUCUCUUCCCUGUUGCGAAAAUAAUCUUUGUGCUCGUUCUUGGAACCACGAGACAUGUACAAAUAUGUCUCCAUCUUCUUUCCCAGGUAGGCCUAUAACAAAGAGUUAUUGCCUUGAUGUUGGGCCUUGCACUUACGCGUGAUUUAUGACGUGAUGUGUUGGCUUUCAUAAUCUACAUGUCUUCAACAGAUCCGGGUAAAUGUCCGCUAAUAUUUAAGCGUGAACUUGAUUCUACUGAGAUGACUUCCCCUACUUCCAUGUGGACUUAUUCCGGAUCGAAUCUUAGAAAUUUCUCUCCACACGCAGGCUCACAUUACCUCGCUCCUUUUGGAGCGCAACACGAAGUUUCUACGGCCUUUUUGGGGCCAUGGACAGCGCCGCAAAGGCCUCGCGUUUUGAUGAGGCCAGAACUUUAUCAGGGUUUUAUCAGGGUUCUUAUGCCACAACCAAUGAGCCCUGUAAGAUGGACUGGGAGCUUUUCAUGAAGACAUCCACAUUUUCCCAGCAGGAAUCUCACACAGGUGCAUGUGGAUUGCAAUCAAAGAGCUCAUUCAUGUGCAUAAACUGCAAAAAGGUUUUUUCCACACCUCAUGGCUUAGAGGUUCACGUUCGUCGAUCACACAAUGGCACCAGACCCUUCGGAUGUGGAAUUUGUGGCAAGACUUUUGGUCAUGCAGUCAGCUUGGAACAACACAAACCCCUCCACUCAUUAGAAAGAAGCUUCACUUGUACAAUUUGUGGCAAAAGCUUUAAAAGGUCGUCUACGCUGUCUACACACCUGCUGAUCCACUCAGAUACACGUCCGUAUUCUUGCCAGUACUGCGGGAAGAGAUUCCAUCAGAAAUCAGAUAUGAAGAAGCACACCUUCAUCCAUACUGGGGAGAAGCCGCACAAGUGCCAGGUUUGUGGGAAGGAGUUCAGUCAGAGUUCCAACCUCAUCACGCACAGUCGGAAGCACACAGGCUUCAAACCGUUCGGAUGUGACCUCUGCACUAAAGGCUUCCAGCGGAAGGUGGAUUUGAAGAAGCACACCGACACCCACCAUCGCCAAAAAUGAAGACCAAACCCAUGAUUUAGGACAGGCAGCCAGCAAAGCGCACUGCACACGGAGACUGCCAGUAGAGUGGAAUAGGCCUGGCCUGAACUAUCAGACUUUAAAUGGAACCUGAGCACAGACCCAAACCUUCAUUCGUAUGGUCAGAGGGGCCGUUGGCGCUGAUU